Molecule: messenger RNA, 2664 nt
Organism: Toxotes jaculatrix (banded archerfish)
Lineage: Eukaryota; Metazoa; Chordata; Actinopteri; Toxotidae
Gene: pccb
Product: propionyl-CoA carboxylase subunit beta
Exons: 15
Coding region: 12-1694 (560 amino acids)
Cellular component (GO): mitochondrion
Molecular function (GO): propionyl-CoA carboxylase activity
Source: RefSeq, a predicted model, not a curated record
CACGCACAGCAAUGAUGGCGGCCUUCAGUGUGGCUCGAAGCAGCUGCGGACUGAUAAAUGGGUUGAGGAUAUCUUUCAGGAGUUUGGCGCAGGUGAAACAUGGCGCAGUCGCUGCUUCAGUGCCGCAGACGAGCCUGCAACGGGACAGCCGCUGGUACUCGGUCGGCCACCUGUCCGUUAAGGAGAGGAUUGACAAGAAACGGAAGGCGGCGCUUGUCGGGGGAGGUCAGAAGAGAAUAGAUGCACAGCACAAAAGGGGUAAGCUGACAGCCAGGGAGCGAGUGGAGCUGCUGCUGGACCCCGAGUCCUUUGUGGAGACGGACAUGUUUGUGGAGCAUCGCUGCUCUGACUUCGGCAUGGAGCAGGACAGAAACAAGUUCCCGGGCGACAGUGUCGUGACAGGCCGCGGCAGGAUCAAUGGCCGACUGGUCUAUGUAUUCAGUCAGGACUUCACAGUGUUUGGUGGCAGUCUGUCUGGAGCUCAUGCACAGAAGAUCUGUAAGAUCAUGGACCAGGCCAUGACAGUUGGAGCUCCGGUCAUUGGGCUGAACGACUCUGGAGGAGCUCGGAUCCAGGAAGGAGUGGAGUCUCUGGCUGGAUACGCAGAUAUAUUCCUGAGGAAUGUGAUGGCUUCAGGAGUUGUCCCUCAGAUCUCCCUCAUCAUGGGUCCCUGUGCAGGAGGAGCUGUCUACUCCCCUGCACUGACAGAUUUCACCUUCAUGGUUAAGGACACAUCAUACCUGUUCAUCACAGGACCUGAUGUCGUGAAGUCUGUCACCAACGAAGACGUGACUCAAGAGGAGCUCGGUGGAGCCAAAACUCACACCACUGUGUCUGGUGUGGCUCACCAUGCAUUUGAGAAUGACGUUGAGGCCCUCCUCAACCUGCGAGAGUUCUUCAACUUCCUGCCGCUCAGCAAUCAGGAUCCCGCCCCCAUCAGGGACUGCCACGACCCCAGUGAUCGUCUGGUACCUUCGUUGGACACCAUUGUCCCAUUUGAGUCAACCAAAGCCUAUGACAUGUUGGACAUCAUUCAAGCAAUAGUGGAUGAGAGGGACUUCUUUGAGAUCAUGCCCAACUAUGCCAAGAACAUUGUGGUGGGAUUCGCCCGCAUGAAUGGACGCACCGUGGGCAUUGUGGGUAACCAGCCCAAAGUGGCUUCUGGUUGUUUGGACAUCAACUCCUCAGUGAAGGGAGCCCGCUUUGUACGCUUCUGUGAUGCUUUCAACAUUCCCAUCAUCACCUUUGUGGAUGUGCCAGGCUUCCUGCCAGGUACCGCUCAGGAGUAUGGAGGCAUCAUCAGGCACGGAGCCAAACUGCUGUUUGCUUUUGCUGAGGCCACUGUCCCAAAAAUAACCAUCAUUACCAGAAAGGCUUAUGGAGGAGCCUAUGAUGUGAUGAGCUCCAAACACCUGAGAGGAGAUGUGAACUACGCCUGGCCCACGGCUGAAGUUGCUGUCAUGGGUGCCAAGGGUGCUGUUCAGAUUAUCUUCAGAGGGAAGGAGAACCAGGCGGAGGCAGAGGCUGAAUACGUGGAAAAGUUUGCCAACCCCUUCCCAGCUGCUGUUAGAGGUUUUGUGGAUGACAUCAUCGAGCCGUCGACCACUCGCAAGAAGAUCUGCAGAGACCUGGAAGUGCUGGCCAGCAAGAAGCAAGUCAACCCCUGGAAGAAACAUGCCAACAUUCCCCUGUGAAACACACCCAGACAGUUUCCACGUUAACACUAUCUAAAGGCGCCCGCUGUGGGAUUUUCCUUGUAUCGAGUCUACAUUUAAACGAACUGCAGUGGUACCCCCCUCUCCCCGUGGUGAUGAUGACUUUGGUAGCCUGCCAAGCAGAUGUUAGUUGUCAUAUUUCACUGUUUCUCCUCAUUUACCACUCCAUUAAAAGCAACACAUGGAGAUACACUCCCUGAAGUUGUUCACGCUUAACAUUGGCUCCAGAUUUCCUCCCGGCUCACUGCUUAUUUUUUGAACUGUAAACCGUGUUAAAGCAUCAACCUCGAGCUGUGAGAGAUUUUUAGGAUUUGGGGGGGGGGGGGGGGGGUGAAUAUUGGUGCUCUGUAAACAAAAUCAGGAUGUGUAUAUGUACAUUUCCAUCCUCACCACUGAUGUGCAAGAUGUUAACAGGAAAAGCUUAACACAUUUCACACUAACUUAAUGGAGCAAUCACACACAUUUUACAUGAUUGUCAUAUCAGUCGUGGCCAUAUUGGUCACUGUUUUUGGUAUGACUUGAUAUUCUUAGAACAAGGCUGCAUCUGAAAGGGCAGAUUACAUAUUGCCACUAAGAUGCAUGUGAGACAACGCAGGCAACAAUCAUUUUAGCAGAAAAUGCAAACACACUGAAAUCUGCUGCCAUGGACAAAACCCUGCUGAUGUACUGUAUUAAGUUCUUCUUGGUUGUAGUUUGCGCUUUCAGAUGCACUCCCUGUGUUCGACAUCCUCCGUUUCAGUCAAGAAAAAGUCGUUCUCACAACCUGGAACUGUGCCUUUUCUCUCUGGCAGGCUCUGCUCUGCUAUCUGUAAAAUAAAUCAUGGACUCAGUACCAUGGCUGUUUUAAUUAAGCCUACCAGUGCAGGAGUAUAUGUAGUCCGUUCACUGUUUAAAAAAAAAAAUUGACAAAUAUAAAUGACAAAUGAUUUGAAGAAUAAAAUAAGAUAGU